AUGAGGGCGCUGAGGGCCCACCAGGGGCACCUCGCUCACGCGUGGCGGUCUGUGGGGGUUCAGCUUGCAAGUGGGGGGAGCGUGGCGGUGAAAGAGGCGAUGAAAGAGGGCUGGCGGCAUUCCUCAACCACUCCUCCCUCUUCCCCCCUCGCCCCGUCUUCCCCCCACCCCCCCAUCAACCCCUCACAGCAAGCCCUGGAGUGCGGCAUGUCGCAGGGCGUGCUGCCUCUGCCCCUGGCGCCAUCGCAGCUGGCCGCCUUCCUCAACCACUCCUCCCGUGCACGCCACCUCUCCCUCUCCUCCCGCUCCCUGCUGGAUGGGGGCGGGGAGGAGGGGCAGGCGGGAAGGCACGGGGAAGGGCAGGGAGAAGAAAAGGGGGUUGGGAGCGGUGAAGGGGCGCAUAAGAAGGCAGGCAGGGGCGAGGGGAGCAGUCCUCAGCGGCGGCGGUUUGGGCUCUUCUCUCGGCCACUGAAGGGGGAGGCAAGGGCACUGCACACCAAGGAUGGGAAGUGGGGAGCAGGUGUGGGAGCGAGCAGGCAGAGCAGUGGGGAAACAAGCUCCUUCUCGCAUGCCACUGCUGGUGCCUCUGCUGGUGCAGGUGCUGCUAGCGAGGGGGAACCUGGCAGCAGUGGCGGCGGAGUGGUGAGGGGGAGGGCGAAAGCGCGCGUGGUGGCGCUGUUUGUGGCGGCGGAUAGCUUUGCGGCGUUCAAGUUCUUCAAACGCGCCUACGCCCAGUGGCCCACCGAGGACCACAGUGUGGUGGCGGUGCAUGCUGAGGUGGACGAUGACUCAGAGGAGCGCCUGCUGUCGGCCAAUCAGAUGGAGAUGCUGCGAAUCUGGCUGCUGAGCACGUGCCAGUUCAUCAUUGCCAGCCCGGCAUCAGCAGAGGGCUAUCUGGCCAGCGGCCUUGCGGGCCGCCCACCCUUCCUGCUCUCAGCCCCUCCUGCCACCACCACCACCGAGAGUCACAACGGCGACCCAGCAACAGCAGCAGUAGCGGCAGCGGCAGCAGCAACAGGAGGGGGGGGACAGGGCGGGUGCACGCGCAGCUGGUCAGCGGAGGGGUGUCACUUAAGCGCUCCGCUCUCGCUCAUAUGCUCGUCAUACCCGCGUGGGGACGGGUCGGCGGGGGUGAGGGAGCGAGGCCACGCCUCCACCGACCCGGCGCGCUGGCUGCCCUUCCUGCGCCGCUGCGCUGACCACCCGCAGGGUCUCACCCUCCUGCCCAAGCUCACUCACCCUGACCCGUGA
Molecule: messenger RNA, 1251 nt
Organism: Closterium sp. Yama58-4
Lineage: Eukaryota; Viridiplantae; Streptophyta; Zygnematophyceae; Desmidiales; Closteriaceae
Source: the annotation of a GenBank genome assembly